This is a messenger RNA of Macaca mulatta (Rhesus monkey), 6551 nucleotides long. RefSeq names its product cholinergic receptor nicotinic beta 2 subunit (gene CHRNB2). Gene Ontology annotation, biological process: monoatomic ion transmembrane transport. Gene Ontology annotation, molecular function: transmembrane signaling receptor activity; acetylcholine-gated monoatomic cation-selective channel activity. Lineage: Eukaryota; Metazoa; Chordata; Mammalia; Primates; Cercopithecidae. The record is from RefSeq and is a predicted model, not a curated record. Gene Ontology annotation, cellular component: postsynaptic membrane.
CUUAGCCUUUUAGGGACUUCAGGGAAGUAGAGAAGGGGACAAGUGAGGGGAUGCUGUUCCAAGACUCCAAAGCCGUUUGCUUUCUUAAAAAUAGCAAACCCACAGCCCCCUAUCUCUUUAAGGGCCUAAACGCAUUUUCUCUGCUGUAUCCUCAGCCUCCCUGGGGAGCAGGAUCAUUUGGGUUUGGUAAGCGAAAAAAGGAGGCCGAAAACUCCUCCUGUCUCCCGACCCUCGUUCUGGCCCUCUGGCCCUCAGUACUAAGCAGGCCCUGACCCACUCGUCUUACUCCUGCUGCCGCUUCCCGGCGGGUCUCGCGUCCCUUCUCCGACCACUCUGCAGGUCCUGCCCCAACUUUAGGACUUCAGAACUCUUCCACCGUGCCGUGGAGGGACAGCCCUUCUUCUACCUCACCCACACCCUACCCGGGCAGAACCAAUCGAAGACUAUCCCACCCAGGGACCCCCCUUUUUUUUCUGGGAACCAGCGUUUCCGCCUCCGGGGCGCAGACUCCUCCCCCUCACCGUCCCAAUUGUAUUCCCUGGAAGAGCAGCCGGAAAAGCCUCCGCCUGCUCAGACCGGGAUAGGCGAGAAGCUGGUUUCUCCUCGCAGCCGGCUCCCUGAGCCUCAGGAACCACCGCGGCGCCCGGCACCACCUGGGCCCAGCUCCAGGCGGGCGCGGCUUCAGCACCACGGACAGCGCCCCGCCCGCGGCCCUCCCUCCGGCGGCGCGCUCCAGCCGGUGUAGGCGAGGUAGCGAGCUAUGCCCGCGGCAUGGCCCGGCGCUGCGGCCCCGUGGCGCUGCUCCUUGGCUUCGGCCUCCUCCGGCUGUGCUCAGGGGUGUGGGGUACAGACACAGAGGAGCGGCUGGUGGAGCAUCUCCUGGAUCCUUCCCGCUACAACAAGCUUAUCCGCCCAGCCACCAAUGGCUCUGAGCUGGUCACAGUACAGCUCAUGGUAUCACUGGCCCAGCUCAUCAGUGUGCCUCUCUUCCUCCCUGCAGCAUGAGCGGGAGCAGAUCAUGACCACCAAUGUCUGGCUGACCCAGGAGUGGGAAGAUUAUCGCCUCACCUGGAAACCUGAAGAGUUUGACAAUAUGAAGAAAGUUCGGCUCCCUUCCAAACACAUCUGGCUCCCAGAUGUGGUCCUGUACAACAAUGCUGACGGCAUGUACGAGGUCUCCUUCUAUUCCAAUGCCGUGGUCUCCUAUGACGGCAGCAUCUUCUGGUUGCCGCCUGCCAUCUACAAGAGCGCAUGCAAGAUUGAAGUAAAGCACUUCCCAUUUGACCAGCAGAACUGCACCAUGAAGUUCCGUUCGUGGACCUACGACCGCACGGAGAUCGACCUGGUGCUGAAGAGUGACGUGGCCAGCCUGGACGACUUCACACCUAGUGGUGAGUGGGACAUCGUGGCGCUGCCGGGCCGGCGCAAUGAGAACCCCGACGACUCCACGUACGUGGACAUCACGUAUGACUUCAUCAUUCGCCGCAAGCCGCUCUUCUACACCAUCAACCUCAUCAUCCCCUGUGUGCUCAUCACCUCACUAGCCAUCCUUGUCUUCUACCUGCCAUCCGACUGCGGCGAGAAGAUGACGUUGUGCAUCUCAGUGCUGCUGGCGCUCACGGUCUUCCUGCUGCUCAUCUCCAAGAUCGUGCCUCCCACCUCCCUCGACGUGCCGCUCGUCGGCAAGUACCUCAUGUUCACCAUGGUGCUUGUCACCUUCUCCAUCGUCACCAGCGUGUGUGUGCUCAACGUGCACCAUCGCUCGCCCACCACGCACACCAUGGCGCCCUGGGUGAAGGUUGUCUUCCUGGAGAAGCUGCCCGCGCUGCUCUUCAUGCAGCAGCCACGCCACCAUUGCGCCCGCCAGCGCCUGCGCUUGCGGAGACGUCAGCGUGAGCGCGAGGGCGCCGGAGCUCUCCUCUUCCGCGAAGCCCCUGGGGCCGACUCCUGCACGUGCUUCGUCAACCACGCGUCCGUGCAGGGCUUGGCUGGGGCCUUCCGGGCUGAGCCUGCACCGGUGGCGGGCCCGGGGCGCUCAGGGGAGCCGUGUGGCUGUGGCCUCCGGGAGGCGGUGGACGGCGUGCGCUUCAUCGCAGACCACAUGCGGAGCGAGGACGACGACCAGAGCGUGAGUGAGGACUGGAAGUACGUCGCCAUGGUGAUCGACCGCCUCUUCCUCUGGAUCUUUGUCUUUGUUUGUGUCUUUGGCACCAUUGGCAUGUUCCUGCAGCCUCUCUUCCAGAACUACACCACCACCACCUUCCUCCACUCAGACCACUCAGCCCCCAGCUCCAAGUGAGGCCCUUCCUCUUCUCCAUGCUCCUUCACCCCGCCACCCUCUGCUGCACAGUAGUGUUGGGUGGAGGACGGACGAGUGAGCUAUCAAGAAGAGGGGUGCCGCCCCCACAGAUCUAUCCUUUUGCUUCAUCUGGAGCCCCUCCUCCCUCACACCUCCAUCCACACACAGCAGCUCCAACCUGGAGGCUGGACCAGCUGCUUUCUGUUUUGGCUGCUCUCCUCCUCUUGUACCAGCCCAGGCAAUAGUGUUGAUGAGGGAGCAAGGCUGCUGAGAAGUGGAAGACAGGGAUAGCAGAGCCAUCUACCUUGAGGACAGAGUGAUGGGCAAGGGGCCAGGAAGGGGACAGGAUCGUCUGCUGCCUCCGAGUCAUGGGAGAAGAGGAGUAUAGGACAAGGGGUGGAAGGGCAGGAGCUCAGACCGCACCAGGCUGGCCUGACACAAUGGUAGCUCUGAAGGGAGGGGAAGAGGAGAGAGGCCUGAGUGUGACCUGAAACCUGCCACUACUUGAGUGGACAGCAGCUGGACUGGGUGGGCCCCAUAGUGGUCAGCUGUUCCUGCCCAGUAGGUUUAGCCUGGCCCCACUGUCACAGACCCCUGGGGGAGGCUUCCAGAUCAGUCCCACAGCCCCUUGCUUCUAAGGGGUCCAGAUACCUGCCCCAGAUUCUCUUUCCCCACUGAAGAAUUCUGCGCCCUCUGGACUUCCCUCUCCUUCCUUCCUUGUUCAGGCUCAAGGUGUGGUGGGCAAGGCUGAGUAUUAGGGGAGCUUCUAAGUUCUGAAUCUUUGGGUGACCUGCUUGGAGUCUCAGGUCCAAAUACUUGAACUCUGUGAGAAGUCUAAGUUCAUGGGCUUUUGGAACUGGAAGAACUUUGUACAGCCAUGGAUUCCAACAUGAGCCAUGUUGCAGAUGAAGAAACUGACCCACACGGUGAUUCAAGCCCAGGUGGGUCUCUGACUCUUCCUCCCUGCCCUGAGAUCCAUCUGUCGAGUGCCCUGUUUUUUCCCCACUUUGAACUGACUGGUUACUCGAAGGAAGUGAACUAAGGAUGUUAGCUUUAAGCCAGCCCAGCCUCUUUGCCCACAGCAGAACUGAGGUGAAUAGCUGGAACUCUGCUACAUCCGUGCUGCUCCAGUCUGUUCUGCUCGUGGCUCCAUCCUUCUGGCUGUUACUCUUCCUCUUCCCCCUCCCAACCAAACCUGAGCAGCUUUGAAGCAGGACUCGGGAAGGACAGGGCUGCUGCUGUCAGUGACACCUCAGAAAGCAUAGCCUUGGCUUCCUGUCCCUGGAAGCUCUACCCUGACUCUGCUCCCAGAGGCCGGCUGGAGGCCACCUGGCUGGGUAGCCCAGGGAACAGACCUCUUAAGGGAUCUCCUGCUUGCUUGUGUUCCCAGCCUGGGCUCAAUGCUGGGCCAGCAGAUGGUGGGUUACAGAGGGGUCAGCCUGCCAAAUGCACCUGAGGGACCUGACCUAAGUCAUUUUGUCCCUAGAGCCCAGCUGGGACUCCUGCUUCUCUAGGCAGGGCAGAGGAGGGAGGAGACACAGCACAGGAAUAGAGCAUGGGGCAGUGACCCCAGAGUCUGGAUUCAAGUUCCAGCCCUGCUAAUAACUCAUGUGAGCCAGCUCGAGCAAGUCCCUUCACCUUGCUAGAGCUCAGCUUCCUGGCCUAUAAAAUGUGGGUGGUAAUGCCCUCUUCCUGGGGUUGUUGUGAGGAUGAGGCAGUGCUUGUGAAAAAGCCUAGUGCUGUACCUGGCACAGAGUAGAUGCUUCAUGACUGUUGAGUCCGAGACGCAACUGGAGCUGGUGAGAAUGGGGUCCCGACUGUCAUGCCAGCCUCCCUCCCAGGCCCACUCUUCCCCCAUCUCUUCCCUGAGGAAACCAAGUCUCCCUUAUCAGGAAGAGCUGGGGGAAGAGCUGGGAGGAACAUUACAGGAACACCAGAGGGAGUCUAGCAGGUGGGCGGGCUUCUCUCUGGAGCCCCCUCAGCAGUUUCAUUCCAUUCCUGGGCUGAACCCUUGCUCUGCCCCUACCUCCCUUCUGGGGCAGGUGUGCGCUCAGGGACCCUGGGCUCUAGUCCUGGACUGGCUGUGCAGCGCCUCCUGACACAGGUGUGCGCUCAGGGCCCUCAGGCUCCAGUCCUCUACUGGCUGUGGAAGCACAUCACUGGGACAGGAAGCCAGUGGCUGAGGAGACAGGCCUCAGCACAUCUCCUCGUCUGUCAGGAGGGGCUCACGGACACCUUUUCUUGGUAGCAAGGAGAGUGUCUCUGCACUAUGGAAACUUCCCCUCUUCUAGAGCAGAUUGGGAGCUGCCUGUAUUAUGCCUGAACGCUCCUCAAACUCAUGGUCCUGGGGAAGGCGUCUUGGAACCAGAAGCAGCAACAGGACAGGAGCCUCCCUCUGAAGGGUAGGAUGCCAGCCUGAGGCCCUCCCUCUUGGCUCUCCCAGGGCCUGGGCUAGCCGGAGGCCCCAGCAGCUGCUGCUGUGGCCGUGCUUACUUUUAGUAUUUCCCAUAUGUGGCUGUUGUCCAAGUUAAGUCACCAAAUGGUGCUAGAGGGGAUGGCAGAGAGCAGCUUAUCCAGCUCCUCUCCAUGACCCGGUUAACACACAAGGAAACAGAGGCCUAGAGGUUGUCUACUGUUUGACCUCUUAUAAGAGCCAGCCGUGCUGCAUCUACAAAAUGAAGAAGGCAGAGCUAGCUGAGGUCUUCAGCAAGGAAGAAAGGGGUCAGUGUAUAUGAGAGGGUUACCUGGGCAGUGUCAUUCUCUCCAUCUCUGUAUGCAGCCCUUUGGGGACCAUCACAGUAAGGAAGAGGUGAGGGCAGAGGUGGAGGCUCCACUGCCCAGGCAGGGUGUUACCAUGUGGUGGGACAGAGUGUGAACCCUCAAGUGCACUGGGAAGCUUUGGGGAACCACAGUCUCUUCCACUCUUGGAUCCUGUGUCCUCUUCUCUUGAUGUCAGGGAAGCCCCUAUGCCUCCUUCCCGUGGUGGGGCUAUCUCUGCAGAGAAUCAGGUGCCCAAGCUGGGCAAGGACUGGAGGAAGCUCCAGAUCCGGAGGAGGCAGAGACUGGAUGGAGACCUGCAGCAAGGGUUUGGGAGGGGGAAGUGAGGAAACAGGUUGAGAUGAUCUCCAUCAGAGCUGGCAAGGCCGCAGGUGAUCUAAGAACUAUUUUUGUCUAAAAAGAAGGCGCGCACAGGCUCUCUGCUUUUGACAGGUGGCGUUGCAGUGGGAGGAAGGCAGCUUCCUGGCAGUGAGGUAGAAAUACUGUAACAGCUGGUACCAAGUUACUGAAAAUUUAAAAGCAAACAAGACACAGCAGCCCCCAGGUGGUGUGUUCUGCUGAGGAAGGCUAUGGCAGAGGAAGAGCAAGACCGUUUCCCCCUCAGGGAGGGCUCUUUGGGUGGUUUGGAGACCCUGGGCUGUUUGUAUCCCGGUAUUAGCUCCCGUUACUAAGGGUCUGCUCUGCACCAGGUCCUCAGCGUGUGCUGUCUUUAUUCCUCACAAUCCUGUGGGAAGGGGCCUCCACCUACAUAACAGAAAUGCGGCUCAGAGAGACCAAGUGACAGCUAGUGAGUAGUGCUGGGCCUGAACCCCAAGUGCCAGGCCUGAACCCCAAAGUUCAUACUCUUGCUGUAGCCGCUGAGGCAGGCAGAAGAGCUCCUCGGGAGGAAAGUGAGGGGCAUUCAGGGCCUUCUCUGAAUCACUCUCCAAGCCAGAGUAGAACCCCGGUUCCAGUUGUCCUCCUCUGUUUCUGGGCAGAGUCAGGCAGGUGUCAUAGCAUCCCUCCCGGCCCCACCAGUGCUGGCCAGACUCCCAUUCACCGACCUUGACUAGACAGAGAACAGCCACCUUUUAGUAUUCAUCCCAACAGGUCGAGACGGUCAGUGUGAUGGCCACGCGGUUCCUAAGGGACCAUAGGUCUAGGAAUUAUUAGGACACUCACUCAGCCACCCUCGAUGCCCCCAUCUGCCCCACACUGCCAUUCAUCUCCCCCAUCUGCCAUUCAUCUCCCCCAUCUGCACUCCUAGAGUAUUGGCACUGGUCUAGCCCACUCCAGGUCAGACUCAUUAGGAACUCAAGAUUCUCGUAAAGAAAGUUGUUUCCAAAUUUGUCUUGUCACUCUAUUUGGGGGUUGGGAGAGAGCCCGCGGGGGCCAGUGUUGGCCAAUACAGGAAAAAGGGAGAAUGCUAGAGAAACUGGACUCAUGAGAGGUUAAAUACAUCACAAGAAUCCAAAGAAAAGGUGAGUGGUGACAA